UAGCGAACCAAAAGGGACCGAGAUCAGAUCUGGGAGAUACGCACUGGCGAGUAGAUUUGGGAUAGGCGUCAUCUGUUAAACUCAUUCUAGGCCGCGAAGAGUGAGGUGACCGGCUUAGAUCGCGCGAUAGAGCAAUUAAUCGAGAGUGCAGUAAUCCAAGAGUGGAUCCGAUUUUCGUUAAAAUUCCGCGAAUGGAAUUCUGUGGCAAGUGACAAGUGCUAUUCCGUGAAAAGAUCUGCAGUGAGAGUUCAGCGAUCACCAGAGGCAGUCUAGAGUUUCACAACCUGAGAAGUCCGAACAGUGCGCUGUGAAAACCGCAGCUUUUCCAAGAUCGUCCAUUCGUUCGCUGAAAUUACUGUCGCAAUAAUCGUUCAGAGAAAUUCCGUUCAGAAUUCCGACGCGCGAGAAGCCCGCGAGAAGAAGUGCCCGCUGCGGUGUUUGGGGUCAAGAUUGGGAAGUGUUUUAUGGCUAAGUGAAGCAGCGAUGACAGCCAACUGUUGGAGGAGUAAUUUAUGUCCGGAGCCGUUCCAGAUUUCGGCGGGUGCCCUACGGGUGGCAUCGAUACGACCGUUGCUGCUGCUGAUACUGACAUCGGCAGUUCGGCUGACGGCUGGCCAGCCACAGACCUACGAGGAUUGCGAGCACCCACCGGAUAUAGCCCAUGGCACUGCCCGAAUCACGGUGGAUCAGAGCGAGGAAUUCGUGACGGCACAUUAUAGCUGCAACGCGGGGUACAGGAUCGAGGGAGGAAAGACGACAUUCCGGUGCGAUAUCGAUUCGGACGAGUGGCAGAUUGGGGAGCUCCCGAGGUGCUUGAAGGAUUCGACCAACGAUGGCGGUGGCAGUUCCCAGCAGCAACAGCACCAGAAGAAACGCAAGGGCACCAAAGGUCAGCACAUCCAAGAGGAGACCGCCGUCGGCAGCGAGUUCGCCUCGCAGCUGGACCUUUCCUGCAUGGCCCAGGGUUUGAUUCAUGCACCCGAGAUAGACAAUGGCUACGUUGUCAAGUACAACAGGUAA
Molecule: messenger RNA, 1020 nt
Organism: Toxorhynchites rutilus septentrionalis
Lineage: Eukaryota; Metazoa; Arthropoda; Insecta; Diptera; Culicidae
Exons: 3
Coding region: 484-1020 (178 amino acids)
Source: RefSeq, a predicted model, not a curated record